Molecule: messenger RNA, 762 nt
Organism: Schistosoma rodhaini
Lineage: Eukaryota; Metazoa; Platyhelminthes; Trematoda; Strigeidida; Schistosomatidae
Source: the annotation of a GenBank genome assembly
AUGAUGGAACUAUCUCAGUCGAAUUCCAUGAAAAGCAUAUCAUUCUUAAAGGAAAAUAGAGUUGCCAUAGACGAAUUCAUACAUCAAUUAAAAUUUGUUCAGAGAAGUAACAGUUUGGAUACAAAACAUCAAACUAAUGAAUCAGUUGACGAAGAAGAUGACAAUGAUCGAAUUGAUACUGAAAAAUCGAAAAAGAAACGUGCUUUUAUUCGUGAUGAAAAUGGAGUUUGUAGACCAGGUGAAUUAGAUGAAGAUACAAAUAUGAGUAAAAAUAAUGAAUCACGGUCGUCUGUUGUAGAUCGUACAGCUGCAGAACGAAUUUCAUGUCGUUUGGUUCAACAGCGUAGUUUAUAUUUUGGAUUGUAUCGUAAACUGAAUAAUUUCAACAUGGAUUCAAACAGCAGUUCUACUCAAUCUGGUAGUGGAAUUUCGGAGAAUGAUGAUAAUUUCAAUGAGAUUAGCAAAUUGAAAAAGGAAAAUAACCAGUACCAUGAAUACUACGAUGAUAAUGAUAAUAAUGAUGGCGGUGAUAUUCAACUUGAACAAUCACUCUAUAAUAUAGAUAUGGAAAAUGAAGAAAGAGAAGAAGAAGAAGGAGAACAAGAAGACAGUAUUACUAUCCAAAAUGAUAAAUUUUACACAAAUCGUAAAAUUAAAGAACUUGGCAAAGAAUUCACAUUAAAAGAUAUUUUGGGUCAUCGUGUACCAGAACUAGAAAUUGACAAUAUAAAGGAUGAUGAAGAUAUGGGACAUAAUGAAUGA